AUGUCUCCAGCUGCAUUCAUACUACAAGAGCCAGCCCCUCAACUGCACCCUCUGAGCCUGGCAUUGGAUGCCAUGCCAAAGACUCUCUUGAUGCCCCUGGAGUGGUUCAAGGGACUAGAGAUUCUCUAUUACACAGCAACCACAGAUCCUUAUAUGCAAUAUCUACAAGCAGUGAGGAGAGUUUCCCUGCUGAGUUAUAUGUCAGAAAUCAGAGUAUCAACAGCAAAAGAAAUUGAAUGGAAGUCAUCAGAACAGAUGACUUCUACUUCAGAAAUAAUAGUAGCAAGGAGUGAAAAUUCUAGCAGCAGGCAGCCUAAGAGGCUGAGUCAGGACAGAGACUUACCAAGUAUUUGUGGAAACCUUGGAGGCAACAAGGAAGGAAUUGACCUCAUCAGAGACCUCAAACAGGUUCUGAAUAGAUAUUGCAAAGCAGUGGCAGCAGAAGCAGCAAGGAAUGAAACCCUUGAAGAGCAGCAAUGA
Guyanagaster necrorhizus is the source of this 480-nucleotide messenger RNA. RefSeq lists its product as uncharacterized. The transcript is spliced from 3 exons. The record is from RefSeq and is a predicted model, not a curated record. Bases 1 to 480 code for a protein of 159 amino acids. NCBI's taxonomy places the organism in Eukaryota, Fungi, Basidiomycota, Agaricomycetes, Agaricales, Physalacriaceae.